CAAGUGCAGACGACUCAUCGGUUGAUUACCGCCAUUGUCGCAAUAUUUUGUUUUACUCAGACUAGUUGUGCUUUUAACACAAGCGCACGUAAUCCAGGUUUAAUGUGGAGUGCAGUUCGUAUCACGUGACGUCACGGUCAAGAGAUUGGUCACGCUUCGCCGACAAAAGGCCCACCAGGCAGGUCGGGAAACAUUCACUGCCGGCGAGUCAGCGAGCGACAACUGUGGCGAAUUUAGCCGCCUGGGAACAUCAACUAUUAUCAAGAAAUCACCAUGGCGGGAGAGGAUGAGGUCGAAACUACCCAGAAGAAGGACAUGUUGGCGAUGGCAAUGCUGAAGGGAACGAUGGACCUCCACGACAAAGCCGAGAAGUGUUCCUACAUCCUCAGGAUGAUUGAGAGUCGGAUAACCAGGCCGCAGUAUCGCCUCCUCCUCGCCGACCUGCACGUCAUCUACUCCGCACUGGAGGUGGAAACGGAGCAGCUCAAGGAAGACCCGAUAUAUGGCCCGAUGUACUGUCCAGACGAGCUGAAUCGAGUAGACGCUCUGGAGAAGGAUUUGCUCUACUUCUAUGGUCGUAAUUGGAGGAAGUCGAUCACACCUACCAAGGCGGCUUUGAAAUACGCUGACCACAUACACGAGAUUGGUCAGAGGCAACCCUGUCUGCUUCUUGCCCACUCCUUCGUCCGUUACCUAGGCGAUCUCUCGGGGGGACAGGUUUUGAAGUUCAAGAUGUCUCGCUGUAUGUCAAUGCCUGCUUCCGGAGAGGGGCUGUACUUCUACCAGUUUGACAAAGUUCAAAACGCCAUAAGGCUCAAGAACUACCUGAUGGGAAGGAUCAACAACCUGGAAGUGGAGCCGCAGCUCUUUGACGACCUUCUCCAAGAGGCUCGCCUAGCCUUCCAGCUUAACAUUGACGUGUUCGAAGAGCUGGAACCAAUGGCGGAGAGGAUCAACAGGCUUCGGAACCCUCCCCAGAACAUUGUACUGUUCGAGAAGAUCUGGCAAGCGUCAACUGUUGUGCUGUCGUUUGCUGUGAUGUACAAUCUGUCCAAUACACUGUCCGCCAUUGUCUGAAUGGCCAAGCGUGCUUCCAAGUUUCCAAUAUGCAGUGCCGCAGGGAAUCUUGCCGGUUUGCACUGUCUGCGAUGAACCGAUAAUAACUGAUUUGACUCGUAUCAACAUCCUCAUUAUUACCUUGACAACGUGAAGCUCGUUAUGGAUUGCACUCACAACCUCGUCUCAAAUGAAAUCACGCGAGGUCGUAAAUUGAGUCAUCUCCCCUAAAUUUGACAUACAAGUAACCCUAGAAACAACUUAAUAAUUGAAUAAUUGUGAUCUUUGACGUGUCAUAGGAAUGACUGUUCACGGUGCCUUCAUGGGUUUGUUCUUGUAGAAAAUAUUGAUUCUCAGUGCUAUGACAUUGUUCUUAUUGGUAUCAGUGUAACUGAACGAAUAUUAUAUCUCCAUUGACAUUAUUGUGCAUGUGUUUAAUUGAUGCUGUUGAUAAUAUUUCCCAUUUAACAAGGCUAUUUAUUCAGGACAGUUUAUUACAAGUACGUCGUUAUUGAAGACUAAAGUAAUGAACACACAAAAAAACAGAUCAAGAAAUAUUUUUAUGUGUGAAAUAUGACGUAAUGUCUUCACUUCAAAACAAUAGUGAUAAAUAUCUUGAUAAUGAUCUUCAAGAUGACGCGAUGAGUGAAUUGUGUUAUGUAUAUUACGUUAUUAAAUGUGUACCUGAACAUCCGGGAACUUGAGCAGCGUGUUCACAUUAUGGAGCAGUUCAAAGUUUAUCGGGGAACGGGGGCAGUUCACGGUGCAGAGUUGCGUCCCUUGGACACGCCAGGAACCCAUGGUCGUGGGUUCGAAUCCCGGUUCGCCCCGAUUAUGUUUCUAGGUUUGUCAGCACCAUACCCGUGCUCAUGGGUUUCACCGAAGUUCUUCUGAGACCCGCAUCACUUCGGGCUUUCUUCCCACAUUAAGUUGACACGCCGUGACAUGACUGGAAUACGGUUCAAACCGGCGUUAAACCUAACUCACUCACUCAAACUUUGUCAGAUACAAAUCUGAAGUUAAAUUUGGGAUGACGUAAUAUGUCUGCAAGUAACCCCACAACUUUUAGGGUGAUUUUCAAUUGAAGUCAAUAAAUAACAGUUACACUUUAUAUUGUGGGAACAGCAACUCUUUUUCAGGUAUGAGGGGUGGUCGUGUAGCCUAGUGGUUAAAACGUUCGCUCGUCACGCCGAAGACCCGGGUUCGAUUCCCGACAUGGGUACAAUGUGUGAAGCCCAUUUCUGGUGUCCCCCGCCGUGAUAUUGCUGGAAUAUUGCUAAAAGCGGCGUACAACCAUACUCACUCACUUUUCAGGUAUGAAAUCGAUUUUUUUGUAUAUCCUUGUUAAUGUUUAGAACCGCUCUUAUCGUUCACCGUCAUGGUGUGGAAUCUUGUAAUUGCUAAACAAUAUUAGAGCUUAGAGCAGUCGAUAACGACGUUGACUCAUAUUAACGACUUCGACAUCGACGUCAAUUGAUGCGCCUUGGACGAUAUGUUCACGCUGAUGCAUGGACCUUGAUAUGUGACGUACUUUUAUCACUGCCAUUCUGUUUUUAAACACGUGACCAUGCUCAUGUGUUUCAGGACUCCGCCGUUAUGGCUGAAGGGAGUGUUAAGCAGCGUAAUUCCUUCGUUGUGUUUUACACACUCAAUGACUAGCUUUGUCAGGUUCAUUCGGGACAACUCGUGUCUUUCCGGGACCUCUUGACGGCCAUCUUGUUGACUUGGUUCCUUCUCAAGAAACCAUAGAGGCAAUAAUUGACGUACAUGAUGUGAUGGCUGCUUUUACAUAAUCUUAACAGCAAUAUGACUUUCUACAAUCUUUUGGCCCUUAGAAGAAUACCUAAGUAACCCAUAAGUAAUACCUUGCAGAGGUAUUAUUUGACCGACCUACUUAUGUUCCUAAGUACAUUCUGAUUGGUACAUUGUGCUCUAACAUCUAACGUCUAAAAACGGUCUCCUUGCAGUUUACGGAAAGAGGCGAGCAGUCACGAAUGGGUCAAUUUUGACCCCUGCGAUUAUCAUUAAUUAACGGUUUGAUAGAUGGUUUGCAUUUUCAUGACUUUUGCACCAAAGAAUGUUAAAAUAAUCUUGAUGGGUUAAUUAAUAUUGUGACAGUAUUAUGAAUUUAGAAAUUCCUUUAUGUAAUUUGGAAGUGUCAGAUAAAUUAAACCAUUAACUGGA
Molecule: messenger RNA, 3240 nt
Organism: Haliotis rufescens (red abalone)
Lineage: Eukaryota; Metazoa; Mollusca; Gastropoda; Lepetellida; Haliotidae
Product: heme oxygenase 1-like
Exons: 2
Coding region: 274-1077 (267 amino acids)
Biological process (GO): response to oxidative stress; heme oxidation; heme catabolic process
Molecular function (GO): heme oxygenase (decyclizing) activity; heme binding
Source: RefSeq, a predicted model, not a curated record